Molecule: messenger RNA, 4769 nt
Organism: Protopterus annectens (West African lungfish)
Lineage: Eukaryota; Metazoa; Chordata; Ceratodontiformes; Protopteridae
Product: copine-8-like
Exons: 21
Coding region: 556-2334 (592 amino acids)
Biological process (GO): cellular response to calcium ion
Cellular component (GO): plasma membrane
Molecular function (GO): calcium-dependent phospholipid binding
Source: RefSeq, a predicted model, not a curated record
UCUCUGCAGUGUGUCCAAACACCCUUAUCUGCCGUGCUUCCGUCCAGUCUAAUUUGGCAGCUGCCUGUCUGCUCCGCAUGCAUUUGUCUGUCUCUCCUUGCUAUGCUAAUGACCACAAGGCUCCCCUCUCUUUUUAUCUAAGCCUCCAAGAAGGUGGAGUCUGGAGUUGCGGUCCCUCGACUAUUAUUAGAAAGAAAGAAAAAGACGGGAGAAGAAAAGAGGCUGCUUUCCCUGUCCUAGUGAGUCCCAGAGCAUUGUGAGGGAGGAGGUUCUGCGAAGGCUCCUGUUGAGAGGCAGGAUCUGUUACCACUUAAGCCACUGCUGCAGUCUUUCCACCUUUCAGUCCGUCUCUUUGGUGCCUCCAUCCCUUCUCUUUGGGCUGCUUCAGUGAAGCCAACAGCAGGCUGCUUUAAGGGAUUGCAGACCACACUCGAAGGAGCUGUUAGCCCUUCUAUCUGCCUCAUUACCGGUAUCCAUCGGACUAACUUUGCGGUUUAGGUGUUUCUACAUCCCGGGGUCAUCCUGGAGCUGCACGACUCUGCCCUGUGGCUUCCCAUGGAGGAAGAUGCUAUGGACAAACUGGAUGACAUGGCGUCUGUCAGUGAGUUCGACCCCAUCGCGGGCAGCAUCCCGGCCACCAAAGUGGAAAUCACAGUCUCUUGCAGGAAUUUACUGGACAGAGAUACCUUCUCGAAAUCAGAUCCUUUAUGUGUUCUGUACACACAGGGAAUUGAGACAAAACAAUGGCGAGAGUUUGGAAGAACAGAGGUCAUUGACAAUACCUUAAAUCCAGAUUUUGUGCGGAAGUUUGUGUUGGAUUACUUCUUUGAAGAGAAACAAAACCUACGGUUUGAUCUAUACGAUGUGGAUUCUAAAAGCCCGGAUUUAUCAAAGCAUGAUUUCCUUGGUCAGGCGUUUUGUACUCUCGGAGAGAUAGUUGGAUCACCUGGAAGUCGGCUGGAGAAACCAUUAAUAUAUGGAACAGGAGAACACGACUGGCGGAAAACAGUGCCAGGAAAGCCUCCUCGACUUCCUCUGAUCUCAAGUGGCAUCCCAGGGAAGAAAUGUGGAACUAUUAUUCUCUCUGCCGAGGAACUUGGGAACUGCAGAGACGUAACAACCAUGCAGUUUUGUGCCAACAAACUUGAUAAGAAGGAUUUCUUUGGGAAGUCAGACCCUUUUAUGGUGUUCUAUAGAAGCAACGAAGAUGGGUCGUUUACAAUUUGUCACAAAACAGAAGUCGUUAAAAACACUUUAAAUCCCGUGUGGCAAGCUUUUUCCAUCCCAGUCAGAGCACUCUGCAAUGGAGACUAUGACAGGACAAUCAAGAUAGAAGUGUAUGACUGGGACCGUGACGGCAGCCACGACUACAUCGGCGAGUUCACUACAUCCUAUCGGGAACUUGCUAGAGGCCAAAGUCAGUUCAACGUCUAUGAGGUAGUCAACACCAAGAAGCGUCUGAAAAAGAAGAAAUAUGUUAAUUCUGGAACAGUUACACUGCUGUCUUUCACUGUGGAAUCGGAGUACACAUUUCUUGACUACAUUAAAGGCGGGACUCAGAUCAAUUUUACUGUGGCCAUUGACUUCACAGCUUCGAAUGGUAACCCAUCUCAGUCAACGUCAUUACAUUACAUGAACCCCUAUCAAAUGAAUGCCUAUGCCAUGGCACUGAAAGCUGUUGGUGAGAUUAUCCAGGAUUACGACAGUGACAAGAUGUUUCCAGCCCUUGGAUUUGGAGCAAAGAUUCCCCCUGAUGGAAGAGUUUCCCACGAAUUCCCUUUGAAUGGAAACCCUGAGAACCCGUACUGCAAUGGAAUUGAAGGUAUUUUGGAAGCUUACCAUAGAAGUCUGAAGACAGUGCAGCUGUAUGGCCCUACCAACUUUGCCCCUGUGGUCAACCACGUAGCAAGGUAUGCAGCGGCUGUGCAGGAUGGCUCACAGUACUUCGUUUUGUUGAUCAUCACAGAUGGCGUGAUCUCUGACAUGGCACAAACUAAGGAAGCCAUUGUUAAUGCUGCCAAGCUGCCAAUGUCGAUAAUUAUUGUUGGAGUCGGACAGGCAGAAUUUGAUGCAAUGGUGGAGCUGGAUGGUGAUGACAUCAGAAUCUCCUCACGCGGAAAACUGGCCGAGAGAGACAUUGUCCAGUUUGUUCCAUUCCGAGACUACAUCGAUCGUACAGGAAAUCAUGUGCUGAGCAUGGCCCGGUUGGCAAAAGAUGUGCUGGCUGAAAUUCCAGAUCAGUUUAUCUCGUACAUGAAAUCACGUGGCAUCAAGCCACACCCAGCACCUCCUCCAUAUACACCCCCAGGCCAUGCUGUGCACACGCAAAUCUAAUGAGCAGCAGGUCGGGCUCAGGAUUUGAACCAGAGGAGCAAAUAUGACAUAUGACUUCCUGUUGUGUCAGUCUUUUACCUUCUGAGAUGGAUCCCAGAAAUAUGAGAGCUUCCAGUGAGAUUUGUAAACCAUCUUCUGACCAUCCUGAGAAUCUAAUAAACUCUCUAGGCUCUGAUGACCAGAACAUUGCAAAAAUGGAAGAGAUACAUGUAAAACUAUAAUAUAUCGGCAACUAUAGAGGGGCAAAAUGAGAAAGUGGAGGACAGAGGAGUUGGCCAUUUUCUUUGUGUGUCUGGAACUUUCUAUAUGGCUAAUCAAUGUGACUGGUAAAGAAUGUUCUUGAAUUACAAGUAUUUUUUUCCUCAGUAGGGGAAGUGCAGUCAUUGACUUGACCAGCUAUUUCUUUUGGUGAUGUAUGUAGAUACCUUUUCCAAAUGGCUUAUUUCACAGUCAAUAUAUAAUAUAUAUAUAUUUAUAUUUAUAGCAUUUUAACUAUUUAUACUGUUUACAGUGUGAUUAAGGUUAAAAGAAAUAGUUCUGCACCUUUGUCCUACUGGUCUUUUUUCAUGAAUAAAUUAAACAAAACAAACCCCAAAAACACACAAUCCUGAAGUAUCCUGUUAAAGAAUUCAGCCUGCCAGUUAACUGUGGUGUUUCCAGUCAACAAGAAUACAUUACAUUUUUGAGAAGUAAGCCAAUGCACAAAAUGGAGGACAAUGCUGAAUGUGCAUCAUACCAGAAAAUGUUUGAUUCACUUGCCUGCUUUUACAAGUCAUUAUUAAUUUUAACAUUAAACUUCAGUGGGACCAGAUCAUGCCUGCUUGUCUGCUAUCUCUUGCUGCUUGUUUUGCAGCAAUGCUGUUCUAUUUCAAUAUUCUUUUCUGGAAAACAACUUGGAGACUCUAUAUUGGGAUUUCUUUAGACUUAUGGCACACUAUAGUUUGCAAGAUGGGUUCAAACUACUUUGUGUAUGCAAAACAGCAUAACGAUUUAAUUUGCAAGUUUGAUUUAUUAAAACAUUAACAGGGAUCAUAGAGUGGCCAGACGAGGUCACUGUUCAUUUUUGGUGGUGUCAUGUUUACACAGACUUCAAAAGCAAAUCUGCAAUGCAAAAUUAAAAUAAAGGUUAAUUAAAGCAUAAUAUUUUAAAAUGACUUUGUAAAUCAUCUCAAGUAUAAAAUUGUUAGUACAUUAGAGGGACUGAAGCACAAUGAAAACUGGUUGUGAACAAAUUGUUUUCAGGCUAAUGGCCCCGGUUGUGGAUCUCAGCGCCACGGUAUGUAAAAAAUACAUUUUAGGCUCCAUGAAACUUGCAUCUUGUGUUUCUACAGAAUGUGUUUUGCAAAUGCUGUGCAUGCUGAACACAUUUGCAUAACCGUUAUCUAAAGGUUAUAUCAGUUAAGGUAACAUACUUCAGAGACUGGCAGUUUGCAGCAUUAUCAAAAAGAAAACAAAAAUAAUUUCGAAAUCUUAGUACUAGUCUGCAAAGUUCCUCUAACAAGAUGUCUGAUAUACACCACAGAAACUGUUGAUCAAGUACUUUAUACAUAGUUAUUAUGUAAAUUAUGGGCUAUUCCUCUUAAAAUUUAUACUGCAGUUUUAAUCUUCUGAUAACAUGCACUACAUUUUUAUAAAUUACACCAAAUAUUCCUUGCUUUCAGAAAAAUAAAAUGUGCAUGUUAUCACCAUUAGAAGAUGCAUUACCUUCCUACUCACAUAUCAGGAGUCCAUAUUUUGUGUUGAACAUUGUCAAGCUACACAAAAGUCAUUGUUUCUGUAUUAUUAUUAAUAUAAAAAGGUAAAUUAUAUCAACCAGAAUUGAGCAGUUUGUGACAUUAGCAUCAUUUGACACGAUAUAUCAUAUCAUAUAUCAUGACAUCAUAUAUCAUACAUCAUAAUGAUAUUAGCAUCAGUUAACAUCAGUUUGUGACAUUAGCAUAAUUUGACAUGGUAUAUCAUAUCAUAUAUAUAUCAUGACAUCAUAUAUCCUACAUCAUAAUGAUAUUAGGAUCAGUUAACAUCAGUUUGUGAUAUUAGCAUUAUUUGGCAUGAUAUAUCGUAUCAUAUAUCAUGACACCAUAUAUCAUACAUCAUAAUGAUAUUAGCAUCAGUUAACAUCGUUUGUGACAUUAGCAUCAUUUGACACGAUAUAUCAUACAUCAUAAUCUUAUUAGCAUCAGUUUGUGACAUUAGCAUCAUUUGACACAAUAUAUCAUAUCAUAUAUCAUACAUCAUAAUGAUAUUAGCAUCAGAUUGUGAUAUUAGCAUAAUUUGACACGAUAUAUUGUAUCAUAUAUCAUGACAUCAUAUAUCAUACAUCAUAAUGAUAUUAGCAUCGGUUAACAUCAGUUUGUGACGUUAUCAUCAUUUGACAUGGUAGUGGUGCUGUGGUAGCAUUGUCGCCUCACAGCAAGACUUUGUCCCGUUCGAUUCUC